Pistacia vera is the source of this 660-nucleotide messenger RNA. RefSeq lists its product as uncharacterized. The record is from RefSeq and is a predicted model, not a curated record. Lineage: Eukaryota; Viridiplantae; Streptophyta; Magnoliopsida; Sapindales; Anacardiaceae. The transcript is spliced from 2 exons. Bases 1 to 660 code for a protein of 219 amino acids.
AUGGCAGAUCCAAAAACACCUUCUCCUUCAGGCUUUGCCUCAGCUGAGAAAAUGACAAAUUCAUUUUCAUCUUCAACUCUGAACAACACACUACCUACCAUUACUGUAAAACUAGGUGAAAGGAAUUAUGCCUACUGGAAGUCUCAAGUGUUUCCAGUCUUGAAAGCUUACGAAUUGGAAAGUUUCGUUACAAGUGAAAAACCUUGUCCUUCUGCCCCUAUUCUGUCCUCAACCGAUGAAUCUAAAAGAUUAAUCGAUUCUGAACAUGUAAUGUGGAAGAAAAUUGAUCAAUUCUUGUUCAGCUGGUUAAUCUCCUCUAUAUCAGAAACUGUUGAAGCUUCUAAAAAACGAACAGAAACUAUGUUCAGGCAUGCAGCAAAUUGUGAAACUGCCUAUGAUACAUGGCACACCUUAGAGAUGCAUUUUCUUAUUGAUUCUAAGGCUAGAGUGUUGCACUUAAGAAAUCAAUUGCAAACUAAUAGGAAAGAUAAUUCUAGCAUAUUUGAAUAUGUGUUGAAAAUGAAGGAAAUUGCUAGUGGUGUGACCGUGAGUGAUGAAGAGUUACUACUAUACAUACUUGAUGGCCUUGGCUCUGAAUAUGAUGCCAUGGUAGCAGCCUUAACCAUAAGAAGUAGUGAGGUAUCUCUGCAAGAGGCUUAA